Messenger RNA from Cladocopium goreaui, 318 nucleotides. The record is from the annotation of a GenBank genome assembly. NCBI's taxonomy places the organism in Eukaryota, Dinophyceae, Suessiales, Symbiodiniaceae.
AUGCAUGCGCAGCAGGGCAAGCUUGACCCGCACAAUGCUACUGAUGAGAAGGCGAAGGAGUUACUGGGCAUGAGGACGACAGCCAGCUCUUGGUUUCUCGUGUUUUCGGAAGGCAUUGCUGGGCCGCUAGGGAGGCUGCAAGAGCUCUACAAGACCAUGGUCAACUUGCAAGGGGAUGCCAUGGUCACCGCACCUGACAGGAAAUGGAAGGCACCGGAGACCGAAGAACAGCGGGUGGAGAAGAAGAAACGCCAGGACGAAGCUAAGAAGCGUAAAAUCUCGAAGAAGGCAGAGCAGGAUGUGAAAGAAGAAAAGUGA